Filobasidium floriforme is the source of this 748-nucleotide messenger RNA. Its product is annotated as histone 2A. The record is from RefSeq and is a predicted model, not a curated record. Gene Ontology annotation, molecular function: DNA binding; protein heterodimerization activity; structural constituent of chromatin. Gene Ontology annotation, cellular component: nucleosome. NCBI's taxonomy places the organism in Eukaryota, Fungi, Basidiomycota, Tremellomycetes, Filobasidiales, Filobasidiaceae. The transcript has 5 exons. The coding region runs from base 67 to 525 and encodes 152 amino acids.
UCGGCUCCUGAGCUGUGCGUUAUCGAACGAACAACUUACGACUAAGAUAGUCAAUAGUCUAUUACCAUGGCUCCGGAACCGAACAGUACUACCACGCCCGCUACCUCUUCUCCGGCUCAAAAGGGAGGCAAGGCAAAGUCGGCGGGAGAGACGAGGGUGUUGCAGACGAGGAGUGCGAAAGCUGGGCUGGCCUUCCCCGUAGGUCGUAUCCACCGUUUCCUCAAGAAAUCGACCAAGAACCAGGUCCGAGUGGGAGCCAAGUCGGCCGUCUACGUGGCUGCGAUCUUGGAAUAUCUGACGGCCGAAGUUUUGGAGCUUGCUGGUAACGCUGCCAAAGAUCUCCGAGUAAAGAGGAUCACCCCGAGACACUUGCAAUUGGCCAUCAGGGGUGACGAAGAGUUGGACGCCAUGGUCCAAGCGACGAUCGCUGGGGGUGGAGUCUUGCCUUAUAUCCACAAGGCUUUGGUCGCCAAAAGUACCAAGGCGGGUUCGAAAAAGGCCCCGGCAACUCCGACUACCGCUUAGGUCUGACCAUGGACUUGUCUAUCCGACCUCAAUUAUGGUUACGGGUCACGACUCGACCUGGAUCUGGUUCUUCUCGACUUCCUUCUUUUCGAUUUUCGAUGCCCAAUUUUUUUUUACCCGACCUCUUCUCGGGCCGGCUUUUGCCUAAUCAUUUACGAGGAGGAACUUGGCGAUACAUGUAAAUGGAGAUAAUAUGAUAUCCUAUGCAUCAUGCGGAUGUGGA